GUAAAAACAUCGUUACAAAAUGACAAAAUUUUAUAAAAUAAGUACUAUUAUAUUCAUAUCAUUCUAUUUCAGUUUUGUAAUUUCUAGAGUUCAUCAUUCAAAACGCAGAUUGGCUUGGCCAUGGAUGACUGGAAAAAAGAGUGCUUUGAAAAAGAGUGGUGAUACUAAAAAUAUUUAUCCUGAAAAGGAUUACUGGUCACAAUCGAAGAACACUAGGGAAAUCCCUGCGUUGCCCUUAGAGGAGAAACUUAGGCAAGUGCAUAAACACUUAAAACAGUUUACACCUAUAGGAUUGUUAACGAGUCCAUACACGCAGGAAUCACAACAGGUCAAACCCAAAAUAGCAGAACCUAAAAACGUACAAAGGAACCCGGAUACAUUAUUAAAAGAUAAUGAACCUAAUGGCAAAAACCAAGAAGAAAAAGAGACAGAAACAAAGCCAGAAAAUGUACCCUGGGAAGAAGUUAAAGAAUGGCAAGAAGAAAACCAAGUUGCAGACGAAACAAUUAGCGUCAAAUGGAAAAAUAAAAACAUGUGGGAGCCCGAUAACGCACAGAAGGACAUCGAGGCGUGGAAACAUACAUAUCUGAAGAAAAGUGAAAGACGCCGACCUGAGGAAGACGAAAAUUAUGAUGACGAUAUGUGGCAAGAGGAUAAUUCAAUGAAAGAAAUACUGCGUUGGAGAGAACCCACUGAAGACAUUGUCUAUAAGGAAAAAUAUUCAGAGCUUAGGAAUCAAGGCCCAGAUAAUGCGAAGAAAGAUAUUCCUCAUUGGAAGGGAAAAAAAUCAAUGAUCACGGCACCAAAAUGGAAGACAGCUGAUCACAAUAAUAUACAAAAUAAAGCUCGGGAACAGGAAGAGGACAUGGUAAUCGACAUUGAUCACCCUAACUUUGAGAUGCCCAGAAAAGAAUUUGAUGUAGCAACCUUCCAAAACGCAACGAGAACGAAAGUUAAAGAAAUGGUUUCAAAACAGUUAGACAGCUUCUUAGAAGAUAAGAGCACAAGCGUUGAAAAGAAGAAAAAACAUUCGAAAAGGACUAAGCCACAGGACUCAAAAGAAAAUCAUAAGAAUCCCAAGAAAAAUUGUAUCAAAAAGUGUUUCAUUUCAAAAUGUGAAGUUAAAUGCAAGGGACGCCAAGGUUCAGCAGCGUGCAGCGCAGAAUCUUGCAGCGCUUUCACCAAAGGGCAAGAUUCAGCGGCUUUGUGUACUGGACAACUUUGUCAUGCUGUGUGCGUCCACAAACAGUGUAUUUCAGCGUGUGAAGGCCCUAUUUGCUUUGGAAAAUGCGAAGGCAAAGCAUGCCAUGCUAUUUCCCAAGGACGGGCAUCACAAACAAUAUGUACAAAGGAUGAAUGCAUGGCUUCUGCUAAUGGCGAAUUAGUAAAUGCAAAGUGUACAGGGAAAAGAUGUGUGGCCCAAUGUUUUGGAGCCAACUGCACUGCUUCGUGCGAAGGAAAAAGUUGCCUCGCUGCAUGCCUCGGGGAUAAAUGCAUAUCAAAUUGCAAAGGCAAAAACUGUCACACUAAUGUGAAUGAGCAAACUGUUAGUCCUGAAGAGGAUAAAGGCCACUCCGACAAGACUCCACAUGAAGCAGACUCAGACGAUGGUUACUAUGGCAACAAGAACCUUAUUGACGAAACAGAAAAGAGUAAAGGAAAGAAAAUAAAACACCACAAACCAACAAAUCCCAUUAACCCACCUGUUGAUGAUCCUAAUGACGGUUACUAUGGCAACAAGAACACUAUCGACCAAACAGAAAAGAGUAAAGGAAAGAAAAUAAAACACCAGCAACCAACAGACCCCAUGAAGGUCCCAUCUCUUGAUGAUCCUAAUGACUGUUACUAUGGCAACAAAAACACUAUCGACCAAACAGAAAAGAGUAAAGGAAAGAAAAAACACCACCAACCGAAAGAUUCUAAUAAGAUCCCACCUGUUGAUGAUCCUAAUGAUGGUUACUAUGGCAACAAGAACCAAAAUGGCAACACCAAAAAAAAUAAACAUAGAAAAAUAAAAGAAGAUAAAGGUGUAUCAAUAAAUUUUACUCCUAACGCAGAACCGAAAGAUGGGAAAACGAAAGUAGAUUAUUCUAUAGGAAUACAUGUUAAUGAUAGAUUGGCAGAUUAUAUUAAAUUUGAACUAGGAGAGUUAGGAGCUAGUUCCUUAUUGAGACACUUUGAUUAAGAAUUUAGAAUAAGAGUUUUUAUUUCCCAAAUAUUACAUGUUAUAUUGUAACUAGGUAAAGCCAGUAUCUUGGGCGCUAAUUUAGAGAAGAUUUACAAAUACAAUUUACAAAAAAUACAAGUUUGGAUGGACUUUAAAGUAUGAACUUAUAAAUCUUGUUGUAAGAAGCUAUCUGAAUAUUAUAAAGUACUAACUUUUGCCCUUGGUUUUUAUCGCGUCCCAAGAGAGCUAGUUCCCGCACCUAAGUAAGAAGUAGCUCAUAAUAUUAAACUACCUAUAUAAUAUAUGUUUCUUAAGACGUAAGAAACGCACUCACACUUACAAACUUUCGCCUUCAUAAUAUUA
Helicoverpa armigera (cotton bollworm) is the source of this 2530-nucleotide messenger RNA. RefSeq lists its product as uncharacterized. The transcript has 19 exons. Lineage: Eukaryota; Metazoa; Arthropoda; Insecta; Lepidoptera; Noctuidae. The record is from RefSeq and is a predicted model, not a curated record. The coding region runs from base 20 to 2185 and encodes 721 amino acids.